Molecule: messenger RNA, 2138 nt
Organism: Amaranthus tricolor (Joseph's coat)
Lineage: Eukaryota; Viridiplantae; Streptophyta; Magnoliopsida; Caryophyllales; Amaranthaceae
Exons: 16
Coding region: 178-1599 (473 amino acids)
Source: RefSeq, a predicted model, not a curated record
AGUCAAAUCGGAUACUUUGUACGAGUGAACUAGAGAGGCAAUGAAAAAGGUGAACAGCUAAUAACAUUUUAAUGGAUAAGCAUUCAUCAAACAAACAAUUCGUCUUCCCAGUUCCCAUGUUAUCCUGUUGACGUUGUUGGUACUGGAACUGGUAGCAAACAAUAGCAUUGGCGACCCAUGAGCUUAAGCUUUAGUUUUGAGUCUGCCUUCCUCCAUCGCAACUCUAUUUUGUUCUUCAAACAUAACACUAAUGCUCCUACCAGAACAUCCAAUUUCGCAGUUUUUGCUCAAGUUCCCAAUCCAAAGUUGAAUGAAGAAUCAUUGGUGGUAGUGGGUGCUGGUGCUGCUGGAAUCUAUGGGGCUAUUUGGGCUAAAACUGUUGCUCCCAAUCUCAAUGUUAGUGUGUUUGAAAAGGGCAACCCACUUUCUAAGGUAAAAGUUUCUGGAGGGGGUAGAUGCAAUGUGACUAAUGGGCAUUUCCAUGAAAAUGUGAUACUGGCAGAAAAUUACCCUCGGGGAAAUAAAGAAUUGAAGGGAUCCUUCUUUAGCAUGCACGGUCCAUUUGAUACUAUGUCAUGGUUUAUUGACCGUGGAGUCAAACUUAAGACUGAAAGUGAUGGUCGUGUAUUUCCUGUCAAUAAUAGCUCAUCUUCAGUUGUUGAUUGCCUUAUGAAUGAAGCAAGAAAUAGAGGAGUUUUAGUGCAGACAGGAAAGACUGUUACUACUGCAUCUAUCAGUGCUUCAGGGAAGCUUGUUCUCAAUAUUGAAAUGCGUGCAUCUUCUUCUGUUAACCUUUUGGAAGCUGAUUAUUUGUUACUUGCUACUGGAAGCAGCAAGCAGGGUUAUAGUCUUGCUGGUCAACUUGGCCAUUCGAUUAUAGAUCCAGUUCCUAGCCUCUUCACCUUCAAGAUCAAAGACUCCAACUUGGCUGAACUAGCAGGAGUUACCUUUUCCAAGGUGAAAGCUAAAUUGAAACUCGACAAUGGUGGAAGAAAUAUACCGCAACUUACACAGAUUGGACCAAUGCUAGUCACUCACUGGGGACUUAGUGGUCCUGUAAUUCUUCGAUUAUCUGCCUGGUCAGCUCGUGAUCUUCACAGCUCAAACUACAAGGGGACACUAGUAUUAGAUUUUGCACCUGAUCUUCAUAAAGAAGAAGUGAAGUCAAUCCUCUUUAAUCAGAAGAAGCAUUUUGCUAAGCAAAAGGUGGUGAAUUCGAGUCCUUCAGAAUUCAGCCUUGUCAAGAGAUUUUGGAAAUAUUUGCUUCAGCGUGAGGGUUUAGCUGAAGAUAUCUCAUGGGCUUCCAUUUCUAGUGUUUCAUUGUCUUCAGUUGUCUCCCUUAUCAAACAAUGUCCAUUUCACGUGACAGGAAAGGGCCAAUUUAAAGAUGAAUUUGUGACUGCUGGAGGUGUUCCCUUGUCUGAGGUUUCUUUGAACACGAUGGAAAGCAAAAUACUCCGCAAUUUAUUCUUUGCUGGAGAGAUAUUGAAUGUUGAUGGUGUAACCGGCGGGUUCAAUUUUCAGAAUGCAUGGACCGGUGGAUAUAUUGCUGGUACAAGCAUUGGAAACUUAGCAAAUAGAGCCCGCCCUUUUGAUUGAGAGAUUCCCGCAAAACAACUCCGGCCUUGAUUGCUCUAUACAGCUGCGCGAGAGUUGACUGUGCCAGGAUUUCGGCUUGACAAUCUUUGAUUAUGCAUUUGGCAAUGUAAUGAAAAGAAAAUGAUAAAUGUUUUAAGUUUUCCAACCUCUCCCCUAGCCUCGUUGUGUCUUUUUAAUUUUUUUUAAAAAGUGAAAUUAUUGGCACUUUUUAUUAUUGGGUUUAUUUUAUUACAUUUAUAUUUAUAUUAAGUUCAUAUUUAUUGUAAUAUUUUUUUGUUAUGGCAUAUUAUAAUAAUUUUUUAAAAAUGUAUUAUUUUUGAUCAUGGAUAAUUGAUGUUGGUCAUUUGAAGUACAAAUUUGUGAAUUAGUGUUAGGUUGAUCGGAAAGCUAUCCCAAGGAAAAAGGAGAAAAAAGUAUCAAAUAAUAGAAAAGUAAAAUCAAGAAAAAGAACAACUGAAGUUGAAAGCAUAUUGCACGUGGAGAUAGAAAUGGAUGACGAAAGAAAGGAGGUUGGGCGCACCUUCCAUGACAACAAGCGU